UUUUAAAUGUUCACAGAAUCAACCAACGGGUGACAGAAAUGUAACGCGGUGAGUCUGCGAACUUGUUAAAUCGGCAGCGGACAACCAAUUCCUGUCUAUUUCACCUUACAGCGCAGUUGCAGGGUUGUCGAGCGCAGCGGAGCUGGGGAGUGCCGCGAUCUCAAAAAUCUGACAAUAUAUAUAUAAAGUCGGUAGUCUUCUUUUCCCUCACGUAAUAAAUAACAUAAAAAUGGCUGAUCCGCGCGCGCAUGCGCACAGUUCCUGCCUGGACAAUCCUUCCCCCGCCUUCCAGUGCCGCGUGACGUCUUCCAUGGCGACGGAAACUUAAGCUGUGCUGCCGCCCCACACUGGACAACGGAUGAGAGGAGAGUUAGGCGUGCGAAUGCUUUUAGAAAGACUCGUCAAGAGAGACAGAAGUGGGAACGAAAAAAGCUGAUGUUUUACUGUGACCUCUAGAUGGAUGCGCAAGAGGGGAUAUGUAAAGCUGGUGUAAAUAACCUCAACAUAAUCACUGUACGUGUUAAGGAGGAGGAGGACUGUGAAUGGGAGAGCAUCCACCCUAAACAGGACAGUCUGGGGAUUAAGAAAGAAGAUUGUGAACUGGAGUCGUUUGGCAUUAAAGAAGAGGCUGAAGAAAAGUCUGUCGGCAUUGAUGUGCGCAACAAGUAUGAAAGUGUAGAGGAAGACGACCUUCAUUUUGGCUGUCGGGAUGGAGCAGAGAUCGGGUUAUUCUCCUCUCAAAGCAAUGACUCUUCACAUUUAGAGCCUUCCAUUGAUGUGAAGUCUGAAUCAUUACAGGCUGCAACAAAUUUGACUGGGGAAGUUUCAUCUGUUAGAAUUCCGAAAGAUCAGCUACCACCUGCAAAUCAGCCUAAAAAAAAAAACAAACGUCACUGUUGUUCUGAAUGUGGCAAACAAUUCUGUCGCAAGAGUAGUCUUCAGAUACAUAUGAGAAUUCACACUGGAGAGAAGCCGUAUUGCUGUCAUGAAUGUGGCAAACAGUUUUCACAAAGAAACACUCUUCAGAGACACACCAGAAUUCACACAGGAGAAAAGCCAUUUUGCUGUUCUGAAUGUGGUAAACAAUUCCGCCGUAGCAGUAAUCUUCAGAGCCACCAAAGAAUUCACACUGGAGAGAAGCCAUAUUCUUGUUCUGAAUGUGGCAAACAGUUUGCACACAAGUGCAAUCUUCAGAGCCACCAAAGUAUUCACACAGGAGAGAAACCUUAUUGCUGUUCUGAAUGUGGCAAACAAUUUGCACAAAUGAAACAUCUUUGGGGCCACACAAGGAUUCACAGUGGAGAGAAGCCAUAUUGCUGUUCUGAGUGUGGCAAACAGUUUUUGCUAAGAAGCAGCCUUCAGAGGCAUAAAAGAGUUCAUACAGGAGAGAAGCCGUACUGCUGUUUGGAAUGUGGGAAACAAUUUUCACAAAAAAAUACUCUUCAGAUCCACAAAAGAAUUCACACAGGAGAGAAGGCAUAUUGCUGUUCUGAAUGUGGUGAACAAUUCUCGCAUGCCAUCAAUCUUCGGUGCCACAAAAAAAUUCACACCAAAGAGAAUUCACCACAUAUCCGACCAGAUAAAGGAAAAUUAUGCCGCUUAGCGUCGGAGUUGCUUUCGUCGAGUAUCUGGAGGCGAGCAAGAUGUGGAAGCAGCAAAGAAGCAGCAGCUGUCAAUUAUUGUAGCACCAAGAUGGAUGUGAAAGAGGAGAUGUGUGAGGCUGACACAAAUACUAUGGAGAUAAGGACUGUAAAUAUUAAGGAUGAGGAGGACUGUGAGGGGGUGUCUGUCCAUCCUAACAAGGAGAGUGUCCGCAUUAAGGUUGAGGAUUAUGAACUGGUAACUGUGGACACUAACGAAGAGGCUGAGGAGACGUCUGUCAGCAUUGAGACUUACAGACAAAAACAUAGGGAGUAUACUGAGCUCAAGGUGACGUCUGACUCUAAAUUAAAGUGUGGCAAAAAGAGGACUGGAGAAACUUCAUCUGUUAGAACUCGGGAAGAUCAGCCAUCACCUACACGGCAGUCUGGAGUCAAUUUGCAAGAAAUUGGAACCUUCUCCUUAUCUUCAUUUCCUCAGAUAUCUCUACAGUGCAGGUCACAACAGCCACAGCAACAUGAAAAUAUGAAGACUUUGAUAUCUGAAUCUGAGAUUUUGAUUCCAGUCUCUUUGUGUUCCCUGCCUGUUGUGAAAAUGACAAAGACAGAUAAAAGGAGGACUCGGCGACAGAUGUGCAGUACAAAUUCAUCUACUUUAUCUAUUUUACAAGAGCAAAGGAAAGGGUUAAAACAGAAGUCUAAAUACACUAAUGAGAAGGGCAGCCCUACAAGAAAGAAGCCACAUUGCUGUUCUGAAUGUGGCAGACACUUCUAUGACCGUAGCAGUCUUCAGAUUCACACAAGAAUUCACACUGGAGUGAAGCCAUAUUAUUGUACUGAAUGUGGCAAACGAUUCACCACUAAUGGCAGUCUUCACGUCCACACAAGAAUUCACACUGGGGAAAAGCCAUAUUGUUGUACUGACUGUGGUAAACAAUUCUCUACAAAUGGUAAUCUUCAGAAACACACCAGAAUUCACACUGGAGAGAAGCCAUAUUGCUGUUCUGAAUGUGGUAAGCGAUUUUUACAAAGUAACCAACUUCAGACUCACAAAAGAAUUCACACAGGAGAGAAGCCAUAUUGCUGUUCAGAAUGUGGCAAGCAAUUCUCUAUGGCUGCUAAUUUUCAGUUUCAUAGAAGAAUACACACUAGAGAGAAGCCAUAUAUCUGUUGUGAAUGUGGGAAGCAAUUCAUUAGCAGUAGUAGUCUGCAGACCCACAAAAGAAUUCACACUGGAGAAAAGCCGUAUUGCUGUUCUGAAUGUGGAAAGAAAUUCUCCCAGUUAGGCAAUCUUCAAAAACACACAAGAAUUCACACUGGGCACAGGCCAUAUUGCUGUUCAGAAUGUGGAAAACAAUUCACCAACAGUAGCCAUCUUCAGAGACACACAAGAAUUCAUACUGGAGAGAAGCCAUAUUGCUGUUCAGAAUGUGGAAAACAAUUCACCACGAAUGGUAAUCUUAAGCAACAUGCAAAGGUUCAUACUAGAAUGACUAGUGAAAAGGAUUAAUAAAAACAGAACUAAUAAAAAAGAAACUUCCAGAUGCAUCUUAACAUCCUACAAAUGAAUGUAACUCCAUACAAACUGCAAAAGGAAGCCUAUUCGAAAUUUAAGAGAAUAAGAGCUACAGCAGUACAACUGAACUGUCAUGAAUAAAGAGCAAAGUUCAUCCUUGUCUUCAUAGUAUGCACACCACAAAUUUUAAAGAAAUUAGCACAGAGAUAAGUAAUGAUCUACAGGCCUAAUCAGAAAUUUCCGGACCAAUCUUGACACCCUACCAAUUAGCAUAACGCUGUAUGAACUGAAAAAGAAAGUGUUUUUGGAAGCAAACCAAGUGUUCCUCUGUGAAUGUAUGGGGAUAACAGUUACUGCAACACAACAGACAUGUCAUAUGACUGAAGUGUGAGGUUCAAUCUUGCUUUGAUAAUAAGCACACCAAGACAUUCUGAAGAGAUUAACUCUGAGAGAAGCCAAACCACUGUUCUGAAUAUGGCAAAUGAUCUGUUGAUAAUGGUGGCCAUCGGAAACACAUAAGAGAAUUCAAACUCUGUCUCUGUGUCUGACACAGCCUGGAUCUUUGAAGUAUCAUUCUCAAGUGAUCUCUCAGUGAAAGGACAGACAAUGAUGAUAAUGAUAAUAAUAAUACAUUUUAUUUGUAAAACACCUUUCCCAUGCUCAAGAUAAAAUAAUUGAAUACCAAGAAAAUGAUCAGGAAAUAAACCACAUGUGGAACAAAACCACUGAAGUUACGCCAGUGAUGCCGGAA
Molecule: messenger RNA, 3865 nt
Organism: Erpetoichthys calabaricus (reedfish)
Lineage: Eukaryota; Metazoa; Chordata; Cladistia; Polypteriformes; Polypteridae
Product: zinc finger protein 665-like
Exons: 6
Coding region: 457-3108 (883 amino acids)
Biological process (GO): central nervous system development; regulation of transcription by RNA polymerase II
Cellular component (GO): nucleus
Molecular function (GO): DNA-binding transcription factor activity, RNA polymerase II-specific; RNA polymerase II cis-regulatory region sequence-specific DNA binding
Source: RefSeq, a predicted model, not a curated record